Molecule: messenger RNA, 3145 nt
Organism: Stegodyphus dumicola
Lineage: Eukaryota; Metazoa; Arthropoda; Arachnida; Araneae; Eresidae
Product: glycerophosphocholine cholinephosphodiesterase ENPP6-like
Source: RefSeq, a predicted model, not a curated record
AUAUGGUAGUGGUAUCUGACCAUGGCAUGACAUCGUCUGAUUCCAGAUGGCUAGGCAUCAUCAAUUUGCAACAAAUUAUAGAGAUUUCGGAUAUUCGUUACAUGAUCUACUACGGAGCAACAAGCAUGAUUCUUCCAUAUGAAGGAAAACUUGAAAAAGUGUAUGAAGCUCUUAAAGGUGUGGCUGGACUAAAUGUGUACAAAAAAGAAGAAAUUCCAGAGCAUUACCAUGUAAAGUACAGCAGAUUGACCCUUCCACUGUUGCUAGUUGCUUCUAAAAAUUAUUACAUACAAGGAUUAGAUAUUCCAGGAAAAAGCAUUCCCACAGGUUCUUCCAUAUCUUUAGGGUCGCAUGGUUAUGACCCGUAUGAAGUGCCAGAUAUGAGAGGCAUUUUUUUUGCCCGAGGACCAGGGCUUAGAAGAAAUUACAUAUCUCCACCUUUGCAAAUUGUGGAUAUUUAUAAUGUUCUGUGUGAUCUCCUAGGCAUUGAACCUUUACCAAAUAAUGGAACAAAAAGUAUUACAAAAGGAAUAGUCAUCGCUAUGCAGUAUUCUUCUAGUCAUGGUCUUAAAACAUUAUCUUUAACAGUUUGUGCAGCAAAUAUUUUUUUAUGUUUAUGCUCAUAUAAAUACAGUAUUUUUACAAGGUGAUAACUGUAUGGAAAUAUUUUGUACAUUAGUUUUAUUAAACGUGAUAUCAAAAGUAUUUAAUAGAAUAGAGGUCAUUUAAUAGAAAUAUAUAUUGUCUUUAGUUUAUUAUACUAACUUUAUAUUAGUGAUCCAAAUCUUUCACAUAAUGUGACAAAAUGAUUACAUAAUGAAACUGUUUCAAGUAUUCAAAUAUUUCAAAUGGUAUAUUAAUAAGGGCUACUUAGAAAAAAAAACUCAAAAUAAUGAAAAACUUUUGUUUUAAAUUAAAAAAAAAUAAAUAAAUAAAUAAAUAAAUAAAAUCAGAGAAUAUUUAGUAGAAUCUUAAGCCAUUUCGAACAACACAUUCUUAGGGGAACGGUGAAACAUAAAUCAAGAAAUUUGACUGUUAAAGGAGGGGUAAAAGUACUCAUCACACUAUGUAAUGUCUGCAAAAGUUUGCAUUAGCUUCAGCAUUUACUUAACUGUACUAUUUAAAAUAAUGAUAAUCUUGCUUUUCUAAUACUUACGAGAAUCUACUUUUCAUGAUAAGCACUACAUGAAAGCCCUAGAUGAAAGGAAUUUAAAAAAUGGUUAGUAAUUUGUAUACCUAAGAUUUCUUGCAAGCUUAUGUGCAGUUAUGUACAAGUCUGCUGCUAUCUGCAACCAAAUGCAAUCCUGAAUGCAACCAAUCUUCAAGGAUGAUAUCACUAUCACUGAAGCACGUAAGUUACACUUUCUCAUACUAUCCUCAUAGAAUGUAAUUUUAAUUCAAUAAGCCCCGCUUUAAAAUAUAGAGUCUCUUCUUCAUUACUUUAUUUUCUAUUAUUCUUUCUAUCUAUAAAACAACACAUGUUUUCACAUCUAAAUGAUACAUUAACAGUUAGUAAUUUGAGGCAGACCACCUUAUGGUUUUUUUUAUGUUAAAUCCAAAGGAGGUAAAGCUAUGGUAAUAUGCACGUUGAAUAAUUGAGUAAUAAAAAGCUUAAAUUAACCCAAAAGAUUUUAUUAAGAAAUCGUGGCAAUCAACAGCAGAAGAACAUAUGGAAUAUAAAUUAGUAAUCAGAAAUUAAGACUUCAUGGAAUCUUUGAUAUAGCUAUGUACUCUCAUGCAUUUAUCGAACUGCGAAGAAGAAACAUCUCUAACAAUUACCAAUUGUAUUAUUUAGAUUAUGGCACACCACUUGGGACUACCAGCCUAUGGGAAUAAUAUUUUAUGGAGGAUAUUUUAAGGGAAACUGGUUAGUAUUUAUGGGAGUAUACAAGGAGGGGAAUAUGUAGCAAUUACUGAAAAUUUACACUAAGUUUAGUCUUCUCAGCUGAUACUAAUGCUAAACUAACAAGUAGUUUCUAAAAUGCACCAUGGGUAUAUUAAUAGUUCCUUGUAAGAAGGAGGAAAAAAUCUUGUUAAAAGAUCUAUUUCCCUCAGAACUCCUGAUUAUACAUGUGGGGGUAAAAAAGGGGUAGUUGGGUUGAAGUGACAGAAAUUGUCAAAAUGCCUGAUGUCUAUGCAUUUACCUCUCAUUAAGAAAAGGUUCUUGAAAUAGAUUGAUAUUACCUGAAAAGGUCUGAGCAAAGAGGAACCGAUUUCGGCUUGCUCCUAAGUGCAAUCUGUGAUAAAAGUAUUCUAUUUUGAAUAUCAUUGGAGUCUGAAGAUAAUUAAUGAAAGAAAUACAGGAUUAGCAUAAAUAAUUCGUUUUGAAAAGGCUAUAUUUUCAAAUGUAUUUCACACACACACAUGAAAGAUAUAUGAAAAGAACCACGAACUCGUAUAGUCCGAGCCAUGUUUGAGCACUCAAACUGAAUUUCAUAUUUCUGGAACUGUAAUAUAAUCUAACAAUUCCAGUACAGACACAAUAAAAUGCACUCUGCUAGUCAUAUUUGACAUACAUAUGUCGACCCAAAGAUACUGAGUUAGCCUUGUGUCCCUGUUUGUAUUUGUGUAUUGUUGUCUUUUCAAAAAUGCAUUUGAAUCUAUCUUUUUAUGGAUAAUAAUGAGCAUGUAUACCAAGUAUAUGUAAAUGACAAAUUUCUUGAAACUGAAGGCAUUCAGCGAGAAAGCUGAUCAGCCAAAUCUCCCGAUAUGAAUUACACAAAAUUGUGAUGGGAUACCACCAAAAAAAUUGCUGCACUGCAAAAUUCUCAAUAGCUUAAUACCAUAGAUCAUAUAGAUAGGAUUUAAACUUAUUCACCUGCUAUCUUACCUGAAACAAGAAAUCAUAUUGCAAUUUGUAUAUACAAAUUAGACAAAAUUGUAUUACCUAUUGAUGUCAAAGGUCCAAUUUUGUUAAUAAUAGUAUAAUUAGUUCCAAUUUCGGUAACAGUCAGCAUUUUUGCAAAGAUACCAGCAUCUUCAGUACAUGUGUAGUUAUAUAAACUGCUCUUAAGCAUUCAAAGAAUACUUUUUAUAAUGCACAAAUGUACAUUAGAUCUAUGCAAAAUUUUACUUAUCUGUGCCGUCAAUCAUCUUUCAUUAUCAUUACUUCCCUUAAGGAAUGACAAAUAAUAUUCAUGAAAAA